Molecule: messenger RNA, 2343 nt
Organism: Gadus chalcogrammus (walleye pollock)
Lineage: Eukaryota; Metazoa; Chordata; Actinopteri; Gadiformes; Gadidae
Molecular function (GO): protein binding
Source: RefSeq, a predicted model, not a curated record
AUAUAUUCAAUAAUUUCUAUUUGCACGACAAUUGAUGUGGCAUUUAUUACUGCCAUAGAUUUCAAAUCAACUGAAUAUGCCUCGAGCCGUAUUUCUUAUUUGUGAAGAAGAGCCAAUCCAACUCGCCGUUACUUUCAGUUGCAGGUGCGCGUCUACAACUUUGCAUAUGCUAAUGAGUCCGUGACUCCGCCCACCAGGCAGAACACCGUCGCUGCCGGCGGCUCUGAUCCGCGGAGGAGAGACGGAGCCGAGCUGCGACCAUCACUUGAUUUGACGCAGUAGAAGUGGCAGAAGCAGCGUGUGUGUCCGACCCAUAGUGAUGCUGAACGUGGGAGUUGUGGGCGGCAGCGGUCGGCACUAAAUCAGCUCUGAAACAAUAUUUGGUUUGUUACAUAAGGAAUAACUUGAAAUAAAGCAUGAUGAAGGACUGCCUGCAGUUCCUCGUUGAACCCGCUAAAAAGCUGAAGAUUCGCCUCAAGGAAACUCGGAAGAGAGUCCGGAAUGACAGGAAGGAACCUCUGGUGGAAAGUCAGCUGUUUAUUAUGGAACUGGCUCGGGAGCUGAAUAAAAUGUGCCAGAGGUCCCACGUCCUCAGCCACAUCUGGACCUUCGAGGACAGCUGGCCUGCCAGCGUGUGUCGGGACUUCAUCGUGGAGUGGGCCGCCGUGAUCGAGAAGAGGGUGCAGCCCCGGCUGAUCCAGACGGAGAGCCAGGCGGAGAGGACGGAGAAGAGGGACUGGAAAGGCCACCUGCUGUGCAUGCUGGAGGCCGGGGGGGAGUACGAAAUGGCGCCCCACAAGAGAGUCAUCCUGGACUGGGUACUGGACGUCAGGAGCCGGCCGGAGGCGUCUAUCUGGCCGGGGGAGCCUGUGCUGAUGAUGCUGGAUGACCUGGAGUUCCAGUGGAAGAGGGGCCGUCUGCCUAAUCUGCUCCCAGCCAUGGAGCUCAUCAUGCUGGCCCUGCUCAACGCCCAGAGUCCUGAAAAGGAGGACGUAACCAAACAGUGGCUGGUGAGGAAGCAGCGAACCCAGAGGAUCGAUGCUGCUCGCUACAUCCCACACAGCGUGUGGAAUUGGAUCUGCGAGGCGGCAGAGGACGUCCUCCUGGACCCCGACACGGCCAACGGCGACCUGCUGAUCUCCGACGACGCCAAGCGCAUGCGCUGCGGCGUGGAGGGCGGCGACGCCCCCUGCUGCGCCCGCCGCUUCGACGGCUGGCGCUGCGCCGCCGCGCGCCGCGGCUACGCCUCCGGGCGCCGCUACUGGGAGGGGGUGGGCGACCGCGACUGGCGCCUGGGCGUAGCCAAGGCCCGGGCGCCGCGCAAGGGCUACCGCGCGCUCAACGCCGACUCGGGCUACCUGACGCUGCGGCUGGAGCGCGGCAGCGAGCUGAAGGCACUGACGGUGCCGGCCACGCCCCUCGCCCCCGGCCUGGCGCCGCCCCGCCGGGUGGGCGUGUACCUGGACUACGAGCAGGGCCAGCUGUCCUUCUACGACGCCCAGCGGCGCGCGCACCUGUACACGUACAACGAGAGGUUCACCGAGGAGCUCACCCCCGUGUUCGGCACGGUGGAGGCCAUGAAGGACCUGGUGAUCCGGCCCGCCGCCGUCAAGGGCCCCUGCCUCUGUCCCGGGCCCUGCCUCUGGAACUGACCCGUCCCGUCCCGCACACGGACCCGUCCCGCACCCCGUUGCACCCCGGUCGCGUUGUUAUGCUUUUCCCUGAGUUGUUAUGGUUACUGUUAUGAUUGUUGUUGUUUUCCUGGCUCGUUGCUGGCACAAUGAUGAGUCUGAUGAGACACGGGAUGAAAUUCCGUUUUCUUAUUUCGAUUGAUUUUCCUGUGCUUGAAGCGCAGCAUGCUUCCCCUGCAGGGUUGCCUUUUUUGAGACGUAGGGUAGGAAAAGCACCCGACAGCCCGUUGACCUUCGACCCCCUGUACUAAACUGUAUCGAACAAGGCUGAAGGACACAUCUCUAUCUCUGAAAAUAUAUCUAUUUUUGACACCGUUUAACAUUCAGAACCGAGAACUCGGCCGCGUGUCCACGAAGCAUGAGGACGCGUCUUGGGAGGACCGUGACGCAGUAGAGUGCUAACGUAGAGCCUAGGCUGUGCAUGCCAACAGACGGCAGUCUCUCCUGCUCUUCCUCUCUCUCUCUCCAGCUUGUUGCAGGCAUUUCUGUAGUGCAUUGGCGUUUCAGUUUUUGUUUUUUGACACGUUUAAUUCUGCUGAAACUGAUAUGUGCAUUAUCUUGUGAUGGCCAAGGCACGACCCCUCAUCCAAACGAUAAUAAAUGACAAAAUGGCAGACUCCAUGAUUAACCUUUGUCUCACAUGGUCACAAGU